Molecule: messenger RNA, 1758 nt
Organism: Parathielavia appendiculata
Lineage: Eukaryota; Fungi; Ascomycota; Sordariomycetes; Sordariales; Chaetomiaceae
Product: glycosyltransferase family 1 protein
Exons: 3
Coding region: 1-1758 (585 amino acids)
Molecular function (GO): UDP-glycosyltransferase activity
Source: RefSeq, a predicted model, not a curated record
AUGUCCGACUGCACGUUUGCGGCGGCGAGAGAGCUUACCAUGCCACGAAAGAUCUUGGUCGUUGUAACAGCUGGCGGGUACACUAACGCCGCGCCCGUGCUCGAGAUUGCCAGCGUUCUGGCAUCCAGGGGAUACUCUAUUGACUUUGCCACGUUUUCCGGGCGUGAGCAGUGGAUUAAGGACUGCCCGUUCGUGUCCAGCUUCCACGUCAUCGGGCCCUCGGAGUCGGCCGACGUCGAGGAGGCCAACUACAUCCGCAUGUCAAGCUGGACGACCAACCUCAUGUCCAACUGGGCCGCUGUCUUCGAGACGCGCAUGUAUCUCGAGUCGUCCUGGCCCAACGCCUACCGCGGUCUCUCCAGGCUGAUGCAGGACCCGGCGACUAGGCCCGACUUCAUCCUGGCCGAUUACUGGGUUGAUGCGGCCCGCGACAUGAGCGUCGAGUACGACAUACCCUUGGCGAUGCACUGGCCGCAGAUGCCCACGGCAAUGCUCCCGGCCCCCUACAUUCCUGGCACGCCGGGCCUGCAGAUUGAGGUCCUGACGUCCGAGUUCGCGACGCUGUGGCAGCGCCUGCGCAGCGCCGUCGCCAUCUACACAUCGCUCCCGCACUACCUGCGCUACCUGCGCUGGCGGCGGGGCAUGCGCUUCACGGCGGGGGUUACGCGGCCGUUACCGGUGCUCACCAAGCCCGAGUACCUGUGCCUGGUGAACUCGUUCUUUGGACUGGAGGCUGCCAAGGACCUGCCCCCGAAUGUCGCUGCCAUCGGCCCCGUCCUCAGCGAGGCGCCUGCGGAGCCACUGGACGAGACGUACGAGCGGUUCCUUAGCAGGCGCAGACGGGUCCUCUAUGCCUCCCUCGGCACGCACGUUCUUCUCCCAGCGACCGUCAUGAGCCAGCUGCUGGCGGGGGUGCUCGGGGCCCUGCGCUCAGGGGCCGUCGACGGCGUAAUCUGGGCCAUCCGACCCAUGGCACGGAAGCAGCUUGACCAGGCAGCGCAGAUGGCGGUCCCGGCAUUUGACCCGCCUCGCCGCAACGGGGGAGAAGAUUGCUGUGAUGGUGGUGCCGGUGCUGGUGCAGACAAAACACGGAUCGAAGGAGCGCGGUGGAAACCCGACAUGACGAUGUCCAUGACAGUCGCCAGCCUGCUCGCCAACGGCCACCCGUCGGUGCUGUUUGUCAACCACGCCCCGCAGCGGGCGCUCCUGCACGACCAUCGCAUCGCGGCGUUUCUCAGCCACGCCGGGCCGGCGUCGGCCAACGAAGCCGUCUACGCAGGGGUGCCGCUCGUUACGGUGGCCGUCUACUUCGACCAGCUACAGAACGCGAUGCGGCUGCGCGACACGGGUGUCGCUAUCGCCUUGAACAAGGAUACGCUGAAGGCGGACCAGGUCCAGGACGCCAUCGAGCGCCUCGCAGAGGACCUCGCUCGCGGCGGCCCAAUAACAGCGAGCACGGAAAGGAUGCAGCGCAUCGCACAUAUCGCCGCACGCAGGAAGCACCUCGCGGCUGACCUGAUUGAGGAGGUGCUCGUCGACUGGGAGGGAAGGCGCAAGGAGGAGCGAGCAUGGCUGGGGAACCUGACCCGCGGUGGCCGCAGGUAUUCGCCGAGAGGAAUGCACCUGCAGACGGCAGACGCAAGGAUGCCGUGGUGGAAAGCGAAGAACUGGGACCUCUGGGCCGUUGGAUUUGCGGCGACUUUCUGCCUGCUCGGGUCGCUUGUCGCGCUGCCAGUUGUUCUCGGUUUGACGUUGUAA